Messenger RNA from Adineta ricciae, 870 nucleotides. Lineage: Eukaryota; Metazoa; Rotifera; Eurotatoria; Adinetida; Adinetidae. The record is from the annotation of a GenBank genome assembly.
AUGUCUGAACGAAAAGUCUUGAAUAAAUACUAUCCACCAGACUUCGAUCCAUCGAAAAUCCCCCGAUCUAAACGAGUGAAAAAUACUCAAUUUAGUAUCCGCCUGAUGGCUCCAUGUAAUAUGAGAUGCAAAACCUGUGGUGAAUAUAUUUACAAAGGAAAAAAGUUCAAUGCUCGCAAAGAAGAUGUUAUGGGGGAAACUUAUCUCGGUAUGCAAAUUUAUCGUUUUUACAUCAAAUGUACGAAAUGUUUACGUGAAAUCACAUUCAAAACUGAUCCAGAGAAUGGCGAUUACGAAUUAGAACAUGGUGCCAUACGAAAUUUUGAAUCGAUUCGUCUCGCACAAAAACAAGCCAAAGAAGAAGCAGCCAAAGCUGCCGAGGAAGAAGCAUUAAAUCCGAUGAAGUUAUUAGAGAAUCGAACGCGCGAUUCUCGACAAGAAAUGGCUGCUAUUGAAGCAUUAGAAGAUAUUAAAGAAUCAAACGCUCGUCAUGCCGAUCUCAAUCUCGAAGAAAUGUUGAACAAAAAACGUGAAGAAGAAAAACAAUACGCGAUAUUGAAGAAGCAACUUGAAGAUGAAGAAGAUGAAGCCGAAAUUCGUAAAGCAUUUGGUAAACCAGCUGCUCCAUCUGAUUUCGAUAAUAACCAAACAGAAGAAGUGCAUGAAGAAAUACUACCAUUAUCAACAAGCGAUGUCAAACCAAAAGCAACAAUUUCAUUUGGCCAGCCAAGCAACUCAAAGAAACAACCUCCGAAAAGUUCGUUAGCGAUGGUUAUCAAGAAGAAACCGAUAACUGAUGCAACUCCAAAACCAUCCUCUGGCCUUUCGUCACUUGCUUCUUAUGAUGAUGAUGACGAUGAUAGUUCUUAA